Messenger RNA from Rhagoletis pomonella (apple maggot), 2695 nucleotides. RefSeq names its product probable cytochrome P450 6d4. Bases 188 to 2629 code for a protein of 813 amino acids. The transcript is spliced from 8 exons. The record is from RefSeq and is a predicted model, not a curated record. Lineage: Eukaryota; Metazoa; Arthropoda; Insecta; Diptera; Tephritidae. Gene Ontology annotation, molecular function: iron ion binding; monooxygenase activity; oxidoreductase activity, acting on paired donors, with incorporation or reduction of molecular oxygen.
AAUCAGUUUACUGCAGGCCAUACGCCAAAUAGGACGUAGAAAAGUAGCGUAAUAGUAGUCAAUAUUGCGUUCACUCUUAUACCGGUUCAUAUACGACUUACAUAUAUGUAUAUUAUAAACAUUUAAAUACUUGUUGUUCAAAGUGCAACAAUAACAUAUGUAAUUACGUUAACACAUUUAAGUGAAAAUGAUUGUGCUACUCCUUGGUCUACUGCUGGUUACAAUACUUUUCUGGUUGAUCAGACAGCAGUAUUCUUAUUGGAAUCGUCGUAAUUUUCCCACCGAUCCCACCGAUAUGCAAAUACCUUGCGGUUGUUUGAAAUCGGUGGUGAAACAUGAAAAAUCUAUGGGCGUGGCAAUUUAUGACGCCUACUUAAAGUCAAAUUCACCAUUCGUGGGCGUUUAUUUACUUUUUCGACCGGCGGUGCUAAUACGCGAUCCCGAAUUGGCGCGACAAAUACUUAUACAAGAUUUUAGUAGUUUUCACGAUCGUGGCAUUUAUGUGGACGAGAAGCGUGAUCCCUUGUCAUGCAGUUUAUUUGGUUUACGCGGUCAAAGUUGGCGCUCGUUGCGUCAGAAGCUUACACCUUCCUUCAGUUCGGGCAAAUUGAAGGCAAUGUUUCACACUUCCGACGACAUUGGCAAUAAAAUGGUUGCACAUCUGAAUAAAGUGCUGCCGGAGGAGGGUAGCGCGGAGUUGGACUUGAAAGAUGUAUUUGUGACCUAUGCCAUUGAUAUUAUCGGUUCUGUUAUCUUUGGUUUGGAAAUCAACAGCUUUGAAGAUCCCAAGAAUAAAUUCAGAACCCUUGUACACAAAGCGCGCCGUAACAAUUUGUUCAGUGCCAAUUUUGCAAUGUUUAUAUUCUUGUGCCCGUCCAUCAUCAAAUUCAUGUUUCGCUUGGGUCUAAAAAACUACACAGCCGUUGGUUUGCGUGACAUUAUGAAAGAGACAAUUGAAUAUCGUGAGAAACACAAUAUAGUACGCAAAGAUAUGUUGCAAUUGAUGAUGCAGCUACGGAACACGGGCAAAAUCACCGAGGAUGAUGAAAAUUGGAGCACAAACCCCAAUGCAGCCACUGGCGAACAAAACGAAUUCACUAUCGACCACAUUGGUGCGCAGGGUUUCAUUUUCUAUAUUGCUGGUCAGGAGACUACUAGCUCUUCAGCUGCUUUCACCAUCUUCGAAUUGGCGCAAUACCCAGACCUGUUGGCACGCGCCAAGAAGGAAGUGGAUGAAGUGCUGGAACGCCACAACGGUCAGUUGAGCUAUGAUGCCUUGCGUGAAAUGUCUUUUCUCGAAUUAUGUUUACAAGAAACCAAUCGGAAAUAUCCGUUGCCCUUCUUGAAUCGUGAAUGUACACAAGACUACACCAUACCCGGCACCAGUCAUGUCAUCGAGAAAGGCAUACCCAUUGUUAUACCGCUGCUCGGUAUUCAUCGUGACCCACAAUACUUUCCGAAUCCGAUGACAUACGACCCGGAUCGCUUUUUGCCUGGAAGUCCAAAUUAUAAUGCCAACGCUUACAUGCCGUUCGGCGCUGGCCCACGUCAGUGUAUUGCUCUGCGUAUGGGCAUGAUCAACUCGAAGUUGGGCAUUGUAAAAGUUUUACAAAACUUCAAUAUUGAAAUUAUGAGUAGACGAGAAAUUAUUAUCGAUAACCACUCCGUGGGUAUUCAACCGAAAGGUGGCGUCAAAGUACGGCUAUCGAAGAAAGCCCAGGUCCAAAAUAGCAACUACUUAACUUCAUUUUCUUCCCUACAUGCACUUGACAGCAUCAUCAAAUUCAUGUUUCGCUUGGGUCUAAAAAACUACACAGCCGUUGGUUUGCGUGACAUUAUGAAAGAGACAAUUGAAUAUCGCGAGAAACACAAUAUAGUACGCAAAGAUAUGUUGCAAUUGAUGAUGCAGCUACGGAACACGGGCAAAAUCACCGAGGAUGAUGAAAAUUGGAGCACAAACCCCAAUGCAGCCACUGGCGAACAAAACGAAUUCACUAUCGACCACAUUGGCGCGCAGGGUUUCAUUUUCUAUAUUGCUGGUCAGGAGACUACUAGCUCUUCAGCUGCUUUCACCAUCUUCGAAUUGGCGCAAUACCCAGACCUGUUGGCACGCGCCAAAAAGGAAGUGGAUGAAGUGCUGGAACGCCACAACGGUCAGUUGAGCUAUGAUGCCUUGCGUGAAAUGUCUUUUCUCGAAUUAUGUUUGCAAGAAACCAAUCGCAAAUAUCCGUUGCCCUUCUUGAAUCGUGAAUGUACACAAGACUACACCAUACCCGGCACCAGUCAUGUCAUCGAGAAAGGCAUACCCAUUGUUAUAUCGCUGCUCGGUAUUCAUCGUGACCCACAAUACUUUCCGAAUCCGAUGACAUACGACCCGGAUCGCUUUUUGCCUGGAAGUCCAAAUUAUAAUGCCAACGCUUACAUGCCGUUCGGCGCUGGCCCACGUCAAUGUAUUGCUCUGCGUAUGGGCAUGAUCAACUCGAAGUUGGGCAUUGUAAAAGUUUUACAAAACUUCAAUAUUGAAAUUAUGAGUAGGCGAGAAAUUAUUAUCGAUAACCACUCCGUGGGUAUUCAACCGAAAGGUGGCGUCAAAGUACGUCUAUCGAAGAAAGCCCAGGUCCAAAAUUAAUACAUAGUAGGCAUAAGAUUCUGAAACGUAAAUGUAACUUCGUUGGUGCUAAGAUUAUUUAAAGUA